This is a messenger RNA of Diabrotica virgifera virgifera (western corn rootworm), 14249 nucleotides long. Its product is annotated as toll-like receptor 6. The record is from RefSeq and is a predicted model, not a curated record. The transcript has 2 exons. NCBI's taxonomy places the organism in Eukaryota, Metazoa, Arthropoda, Insecta, Coleoptera, Chrysomelidae. Bases 70 to 2874 code for a protein of 934 amino acids. Gene Ontology annotation, molecular function: protein binding.
AAGUAAUGCUACUUGUUUAAAAUCUAUUUUGAAUUUAUUAUUUGUGUAAGAGUUUAAAAUAUAGAAAGUAUGUUGCUGAUUGUAUUGCUAUUGAUGUUAUAUCCAAGCGAAGGAAUUUGUGGAUCUUGUUGGUUCAAUGACCAUACUUUUUACUGCAGCAAAAUAAAUCAAGACCAGUUUUUGUACGAAUUAUUUAACCAAGAAGACUAUUUAUCAAGUAAUUAUAUAAAUACGAUAAUAAUUGAAGACUCCAAGUAUGAGACCAUUGCUGACUUUCCUAACUUAAGUGAUUUGUUACCAAAUAUAACUAUAACAGAUUUAGCCAUCCGCAGGUCAUCUGUAAAGAGUAUAUCUGACAGCAUCUUCACAGUAUUUAGUAAGUUGGUAAAUCUGGAUUUAAGUGAAAAUUACAUAGAUAAUGUUGCGUUUUGCGCUGGUUUGCCAGAUUCCGUUAAGAUAGCGAAUCUAAGUCAUAAUAAUAUUUCUAUUAUUGAUAUAAGUAAAAGACAAGUAGUUUUAGAUUACCUAGACUUAAGUUAUAAUAAUCUUACCAAGUACACCGAGUAUACCACUGAUCGGGAUUUCAUGGGAAAAUCUCUUGACCUAAGUUAUAACACAUAUUUAAGUGAUGUAUACGUUUUAGGAAAAAAUGAUCUAUACAUUUUAGGAUGUAAUGUUCAAAAUUUUGUUGAUCAUUUAAAAGUACAAAAAAUGUUUACUAACUUUAUGCCAUACUCUAGUAAACUUAUUGUUUUUGAGUUGUUUGACAUUUCUCAUACAAAUUUAAAUUCUUUAGUAACUGAAAAAAUAUCACCUAACAUUUUCUGUCAAAGUAGUUCUGCAGUAAUAGAUUUUUCCAAUACCAAUCUUACCACAAUACCAGAAAAUUUUUUUGAUUUUGACUCAGACUGUUUUGAACUGAAUCUUAGUUACAAUAACCUAUCAAAGUUAGAUAGUCCUAUACUAGGGAAAACAACAUUGAAAAAAAUAAAUAUUUCCUUUUCCGAAAUAAAAAGUAUCUGGACUAUAUUUUCUAAAGCACAAAAUCGUAUAGGUGAAAUAAAUUUAACAGGAAAUUAUUUAGAUCAAAGUAUUUGUGAUACUGAGCUUGGAGAUAAUUUGACUGACCUGUAUUCUCUUGAUAUGUCAUUAAACAGUCUAUCAGAAGUUACGUCAAAUACGUUUAGACGUUGUGUUAAUUUAAAAUACAUAAAUAUGUCACACUGCUUAAUAGAACAUGUUGCAUCCGAUAGUUUUAAAUUGUUAAGAAAUAUAGAAUCUAUCAAUCUAAGCAAUAAUAAAAUACUAGUCAUAGAAUCAAGUACUUUCUACAACCUGAAAAAUUUAACAGCUGUAGAUCUUUCUGAAAACUAUUUGGAAGCCAUAAAAGAAAACGCUUUCUCCAACUUAGACUCCCUUGAGACAAUAAUAUUUUCUAAAAGUAAUUUGACUAAACGUAAUGGACUAACUAUUCAUAGUGGUGCUUUUCAAGACUUAAGUAAACUGAAUGGACUGCAACUCUCAGGAUUGGGAAUUGAGCAAAUAAAUAACGGUGCAUUUAAAAAUAUGUUAAACUUAAAUAUCAUUGAUUUAAGGAAUAAUUAUUUUAAUUCCAUAGGUGGUACAUUUUCCAAUAUCCAGGCCCAUGCACUAUAUUUAGGAGAAAUAUCUGAUCUAAUAUAUUUUGAUUCAACCAUCAAUAUUGCUCAUUUGUUUCUACAAAUACACCAAAAUUUAUUAUUAAGUGAACAAUUUCUUGUGAGCAUUAACUUAAAAAAUUUACAUAUCUUAGAUUCUUAUAUUUAUGGUAUAUCGGAUAAUUUUCUAUUAGGCUCAUAUAAAUUAGAAUAUAUGGACUUCAAAAAUACAACUGUACAAAUAACUUCAGAUACCAAAGUUUUUACUGGUUUAUUUAACUUGUUGGAACUGAAUGCAACAAUUUUCUUCAAAGAUUUAGACGUUCUAGAGGACUUCACGUUUAAAGAUUUACAUCACCUAAAGUCUCUGCAUAUGUCAAAUGGUAAGUUGAGGAAAAUCGAAAAGGAUGCUUUCUUUGGGCUUAACAACUUACAACAUUUAUUCCUAAAUAACAAUAAGAUUGAAUAUUUGGAUCCAGCACUUUUCAGAAAUCUUAGUCUCAUAUCUAUAUUGGAUUUAUCAAACAAUGCUUUAGAAACUAUAGAUUUAUUGUCUUUAACUAAUGAACUACCAUACUUAAAAAGUUUGAAUUUAGGUCAUUGUCAACUGAAAAAUUUGAGUGAAUCAAAUAAGAUACUGCACAAAAACUUGGAGACGUUAAUUUUAUCAAAUAAUAUGUUAACAGAAAUAUCUGAAAUUGUUAUUCAGUCGUUUCCAAACAUACGGAUUUUACAUAUGCAACAAAAUAUGUUGCCAGAUUUUUCCAGUCUAUAUUAUUCCACAAAUAUAAAGGAACUAAGAGUAGAUGGCAACAAUUUAUUAUAUCUGCUUGAUAUGAAUAAUGGAAAUCGCUUACAAUUUUUAAAUAUCUCCAAUAACCCAAAUUUGGGGGUAAACGUGCAAAUAAAUUAUUAUAAUGGAUAUUCACAUGUGGAGACAUUUUUAAUGGAUAAUACUGGCAUAAGAAUUACAUAUACUGGAUUGAUAGAUGAUUUUGGUAAGCACUUUCCAAGUUUAGAACAAGUAGGAAUUAACUAUAACCAAUACAAGUGCGAUGAUUUAAAAAAAAUUUUAGAAACAAUGGACCUACGAAAUGUAAAUUAUAUGCCAGAUAAUCCUAGGUAUGACAUUGAUAAUAUCGAUGGAAUAACCUGUUUAGGCGAUAAAACAUCAUCAAUAUCGUCAUCUACUAUGACCGCACCCACUGCACUCUCGGCCAGAGACAAUACAUUAUAAUUAUCAGUUCCUGAGGGUUUAAUUACUAUCAUCAUGUCCGCACCAGUGCGCAUUAAAAUAAGAUUUUGUUUCUACAAUUAUUAUUAUAGGCCAGAAAUGAAGCUGAAAAAAUGGCAAAACCGCGCAAUUUUUUCGUCCAGCAUCGAUUUGUACAAAAACUUGGGAUUUGGCUCAUUUUAAACUCUAGUUCAUUUUCUGUAUUGAGCCGUUGUACGCUUUUGGUUUUUUAGGGGUGAAAACUACCCCUAAUUGUAAAAAAUUAUAAAAUAAUAUUUUAAACUUUAUUAUGGUCAACAUUUGGUUUUCAUUACUUAAAUAAUGAUUGUUUUAUGCUUUAGAAUAUAAUAUCAUAAUAUUUCAACCCCUAAAACCACCCUUGUUGGAGCUAUGUAUAAAGAAUUGAUUUAUCCUAAAAUAAUGAUCUAGGCUUGCAUCGAUUUGCAUAAAAAGGUGGGAUUAGGAUCAUCUAACCCUGUACUUGAUAUACUAUAUCGUGUUUGAGGGCGUUGAUUACUUUUAGUGGUGUAAACUACCCCUUAUUUUCAAAAAUGAUACAAAAACAUUUUAAACCAUAACAUGGGUAAAAUUGUGUUUUGAUUGAUUCAAUAAUGAUUGUUUUAUGCCUUAGGACAUAAUAUCAUAAUAUUUUAACCCUUAAAAACCACCCUUAAUAGCAUUGCAAUUUUUAUAAUUAAUUUAAUAGAUCUUUACAGAAAAAAAGGUAGCAGUACGAAUUUACAAAUACAAAAAUACAAAUUCAAAUAUUUUUUUAGUCAUCUUCAUCGAGAUCGAUAUUUAUCAUCUUCGUCUUCUUUCGAAUUUUCAAGCUAUUCGAAUUUUUUGAAAAAAAAAAUAGUUUUAUAAACAUAUCGCUCCUUAAUUUUUGGUGAUAAAAAGUUUUUUCAAAAACGAUUUUUUGGGGAUUUUAAAGAGCUAUAAGAAUAUGUAAAUUAAAUUCCCUUAGAUCCGUUAGUUUUUAAGUGGGGUGAGUUUAAAGUGCUUGAAUAAGGGGUUGUUUGCUCGUCAAUAGAGGUUUUAAACAGCUAUACCCCACUAAAUAGUCACAGAGAAAACCAAUGCACAGAAAAAUUUUAGUUGUUAAAAAAGCUACAAUUUAGUAUAGUCCAUGUAAUGAAGCUUAAAAUAGGACAAAACCUCGCAAUUUUUACAGAAUGGAUCGAUUUGCUUGAAAAUUUGAGAAUAAGUAGUGGAUAGUCCAAGUAUCAAAAUCUAUAUCAUGCCGAAAGGCGCUUUUACCAUCGGGUUGGUUGCGACCCCAUCUCAGGGGUGGAAAUUUUUAUUAUAUUUUGACCGCAAGUGUUGGUAAAAACAUUAAUAAACAAAAACGUUCUAUAUAUUUUUUUGAUAACAUUAAUAGUUUUAUCAAAAAAGUUUUCGUUUUAUCAAAAAAACUUUAGUUAAAACAAGUACCUUUUGAAACAAGAAUGUGUGUGUACUUUGUACGCACGUAAGAAGUUAUACUUCUACUACAUAUUAUGUGAUUUUUAAGACAAUACCAAAAAUUUAAAAAAAUAAAAGAAUAAAACGCACACAAACACAUUGAAAAAUGCCACAAAGGAAAAAGAUUUCUGAACGAUAAUAAUUGUUGGCAAAAAUUUUAAAUACGCAUUUUCUGAAAAAAAAAAUUAUAUAGCAAAUAUACUUACAAUCAUAACAUGCAUAAAAAAAUAAAAAAAUAAAAACUUGCAUCGGGAAUUGAACCCGUGAAUUUGGUGGCGCUUUGAUUCGUAAUCGAAGCGUAGACUCACUCGUCCAAUCCCACAUUAUUUAUCACGUGGAAAAAUACGGUAACUGAACGUUUUACUGUUUGACAGUUGUUUUGAAAAUUAAAUUAUGUAGUUUAAAUUUUAUGGAAGAAAAUAUAAAAAUAUAACAAAACAGUAAGAAAACAAUAUAUUAGAUGAAGAUUGGUAGAACUUUUGUUGGUAAUCAAAUUAAGUAUGUAAAUCAAAGCAUUACAUACCUACUAGAUAAAUAAAUCUACGCCAAAAAAUCAUAAUUUAAAAAUAAAAAUCGAACCUAAUUUGGGAUUUCUCUCUAAAAUCCGCAUUAUUGAGAAAAUAAAUGUAUGUAUUUCAACCUAAUCCAAAUGUAUAAUUACAAUAUGAUUAUAAUAAAAACUACUUACCAAAUUUGAAUGAGUUUUCCUUGUCCAAAAUAGUCCAAAAGUCCAAAAAUAUAGGUAUAUGAAAACUAUUUAAAAAGGCAGUAUAACUAUUAACUAACUUUUGUUUGUUGUUUCUUUUCACACAAAUUUUAAAAUGCAACAACCAUAAAUAAUCUAACUACAGCUGUGCCACAGCCGCCAUAUUGAAUAAUUUUUGACAUGUCAUUUGAACAUCCAAUCAGAACAAAGUUAUAAUGCGCAUGCGCCCGGUCGCUAGGUUUUACCAUAUAAAAAUUCACCCUCUAUCGCCGGUAAAGAAGUAUAACUUCAAUAAUAAACAAAACUGUUUUUUUUUUUAUUUUCUCUAAGACCAAUAGUAAUCGGCUAUAAUUUAUUAUAUUUAUGUUGGCUAUUCUUCGUCAAAUGCUAAAUAUUGUAGUUUCAAAGUCAAAGAACGGGAAAACUAUGCAUUUUUGAGAAUAACUUUUUCAAACUAAUUUAAAAUAUUUAAAAAUAUGUAUCUCAAGAAAUAAAAAAAAUCUCCAGCUAAAAAAAUUAAGUGAUAUAAUAAAAAGAAAAUUUCUAUUUUUUCCAGCAAGAGAGUGAUGGUAAACAACCCCCUAAUCACCACCCUAAUUAAAAUUUGUCAUUGACCUGAUUUGGUUUUCUUGGUAUUGUUAGUAGGUUCUAGAAGUUUAAUAGUUUAAUCGGCUUAGAAUGAUUAGUUUUUAAAAAAAUUGAGUUUAAAGCGAAUAACGAGUUUUUGUAGCUUGGUAAAAAAUGUCCUUUUCUUCAGAAUAGAAAGAUUAGCAUCAGAGAUACGGAAAAAUAUUUAAAUAUGAAAUUGUAGCUUAUGUAAUUUUCAAGAACUUGGUUUGCAAAAAUUUUUUUACGGCAAAAAUUAAUUGAUUGGUUGACUUACUUGUUAAGGAAGGACAAUCAUAAUUGUCCUAUCUUACAUUUCGAACAUUUGUACUAAUUGUAGUGGCAUUUUCUGCCGCUGAUCACAGUUUAAGGAAGAAGAAUAAGAAAAAAGAAGAUAUUAGGCUUCUUGACACGUGACGUGGGCACAUCACUGUUUUUUUUUCUUUUUUGAUCGCACAAAAACGGGUGGGUUCGAAAGAAUCAAAGGGAGGGAGCGUACAAAUGUUCGAAAUGUAAGAUAGGACAAUUAUGAUUGUCCUUCCUUAACAGGUAAGUCAACCAAUCAAUUAAUUGUCCUUCAAAUUACAUUUCGAACAUUUGUACUAAUUGUAGGCUGUUGAAAGAUUAAGCAAUAUUGUGCGAUAAUUAAACAAAACUACAUUGCAAUCCAAAAAUCGAUAUUUUACAUUUUUUUUUAUUAGGAACUUUAUAAAAAAAAAAAGAAAUAUUAGAACAAUUAAGAGUAAUGUUUUUAAAACAUAUAAUUACCAAUGUAUAACAAACAAUAAACAAACGCAGAAGCAUAUAAUAUGGACUAAACAGACAAUAUAGUUUUUGCAAAGAGUCCGUAAUCUUUUGCUAGUAAGUAAGUUUAUUAUAAAAAAUAUUAAAUACUUGAGAAUUUUCUGUCCAUCCCGCCGUCUCUCUAAUAGUUUCUAUACUUAUUUAAUCUAGCCUAGCUCCUGCUGACGUAGAUGCUUGUCUAACACUAUACCCUUUAAAAAUAUUGGUGUCUAUGUUACAUAAUUUUAAAACAUCUUUUAGCCAUCUACUCAAAGUCUGCGUAGAUGCUGCUUUAUAUGGUUUUUUUAUUGUUAUAAACAACUUGUCCUCUGAUUGAAGAUGAAUAUUUUUAGAAAUCUCUAAAUAGUGACAUAAAGUCGAUGCUACACACAACUGUGGUUUUUCUUUAAAAUAGAGAAAUCUUAAAAUAGGUUGAUUUUUAUUUUUCGAAGAAGUCUUUAUCCUAUCUGGUAUCAAAAUCGCAAUUUUAUCUUGAUCCAUGAAAAUAUUUUGUAUUUUUAUUAGAGAUAGGGAUUGCAACCUGUGAGCUGUAGUCAGAGCAAUCAACAUUACAAGUUUGCAAGUAAGUUCUUUCAAGGAAAGACCUGUGGGAGGAAAUAAUGUUUCUAAAUAAAAUAAUACUGGUUGAGGGUCCCAAGUAAAUUGAUAUUUGGGCAAUGAAGGUUUGAGAUUAUAUAUACUUUUGUAAAAAUUUUUAAACAUGUUUUUAUGAUUUUCUGGUAUAUCUAUUAUCAAUGCCAAUGCAGCUCUAUGAAUGUUUGUAGAACUAUAUGUAUAAUCCUGAUCUACGAUAUAUUUAAUAAAAUUAAUAAUAUUUGAUAAUUCAUAAGCAAAAGGGUCCAUAUUUUUUUCUAUACUAUACCUCCACCUUCUCUUGAAAACUGUAUCAUGUAAAUUUAGUUUUUUUUGUUGUAAUAGAUGCAAUCACAAUUGCGAUGGAAUGCUCAGGAAUACCUUUUCUUAAAAAAUCUUGCCUGACAAACAUGCGAUAGUCAGGGUAAGAUGUUGGUGUCCCGGAUAUGAAAGCCUAAAAGGGUUCAAAAUUAAAUUUUUAUCAGGUCCUAAAAUUAUCUUUUUGCCUGAUAUCAGUUUAUUAAAGGUUGGUUACCAAAUCUGAUUUGGCCAUUCUGCUACUACCACAAUUCCUACUGCUUUGUCACAUAUGAUUUUUUCUAAAACUCUUGGAAUAAUAGCAAAAGGUGGAGUGGACAAGCAUAAAAUUUUAAUCCAUGCCAAUCUAUAGUGAAGGCAUCAACUUUCUCCGAUUCGGGGUCAGGUUUCCAAGAUACAUACCUUGCACAUUUUUUGUUAAGAUAUGUGGCAAACAAAUCGAUUUCUGGAAUAUGAAGCUGCUUAAAAAUUAUAUUAACACAAUUAUCACUUAAAGAAUACUCUGUUCCUAUUUUCAAAGAUCUUGACUCUGAAUCAGCAAUAAUAUUUUCUUUUGUACUGAUAUAAGAUGCAAGUAUUUUAAAUUUCUAUUUUCACGGUAUUGCCAAAUUUCUCUGCAAAUGUUGUUAAGAUUAGAGUAUUGCACACUCCCCAUCUUGUUAAUACAAGAUACAGCUGUUGUGUUAUCUAUUCUUAGCAAAAUAUUACAAUUCCUAUAUUCCUUGGAAAAGGAUUUCAAGUCAUUAUAUGCUGCCAAUAACUCAAGAACAUUUAUAUGUAGUUCUCGCUGUUCAUAACUCCAAAAACCAUGAGUUUUAUUAUCAUUACCGCAUGCUCCCCAUGCUAAAAUAGAUGCAUCACAAAAUAUUUCAAGUACAUAAUUAGAUUCUUUUAUAUUUUGUUCACUAAUUGGUAUGUUAUGUACCUAACCACCAAUUGAAAUCGUUUUACAAGUAUUUAGGUAUGGUCAUUUUUGUGUUAAAACUAUUAGUUUUAGAAAGAGCAAGCCACUUUUCUUUUUCUAAAUUUUUUAAGUAUAAUGUUCCAUAUUUAACUGAAGGACAAACUGCUACCAACUGACCGAUUAAAGCUGCAAAUGAUCUUAUCAUACAUGUACUUUUAUUUUUGAUGGUCUGAAUACUAUUAAUUAUUUUUUCUUUUUUGUCAGCAGGAGCAAAAUAUAUCAUUUUAUUAGAAUCAAACGUAAAACCAAGAAAAGUUAUAAUUUGUGUGGGUGAAAGUAUACUUUUUCUUUAUUUAUAGUAAAUCCCAGGCGGGAAAACAUUGACCAAGUUUCAACAAUAUUUUCUUUAAAUUUCAAAUAUGAUUUUGAAAUCAGUAAAGUGUCAUCUAAAAAAAUGACAGAAGUAAAGCCUCUUGUUUUUAGAUUGUUUAAGGCUCGUUUUAAGGUUUUCGUAGAUAUAAAAGGCGAGAUACUCAAACCAAAUGGUAAGCAGUUGAAAUGAUAUAGAAUAUUUUUGUACUCAAAUUUUAAAUAUAUUUUUUUAAAUUUUCAUGAAGAGGAAUAGCAAAAUAGGCAUCUUGUAAAUCUACUUUUGCCAUAAAACAACCCUUGAAAAUGAGCUUGAGAACUGACCUAUAGUCUUCCAACUUAAAAUGUGGGGCUUCUAUAAAGCAAUUUAACUGUUUUAAAUUUAAAACAAAUCUAUGACUUUCGUCCUUUUUGGGCACUAGAAAAUAUGAAGAAAGGAAUUGCUCUCUUGUAUGUGAAGAAGGAGAAAUAGCUCCCUUAUCAAGUAAUUGCUUUAUAGCUAAAUCAUAGGACUCAUUUCGGUCUAUGAAAAACUUUUGGUGCUCUCUCUUGAGACGGUGUUGUUUUAAAUAAAAUAUUAAAACCUUGGACCCAACUUAAAACUUUGAUGUCUGAAGUAAUCUUUUUCCGGUUUUUAAAAUAAUUAGCCACAUUUCCUGCUGAUUUUUUAUUUACCUUUAGUAUGACCUCCUGGUUGUUCUGGUUGGGUUUUGGUGCUGUUGUCUGCUCGACUGUUUGUAUCUCGAUGUUGGUUGAGGAUGAUUUGGGUAGUGGCUUUGUCGAAAUCUUGGUCUGUUUGAGGCUGGAUUGAAGUUUAAACUCUGCUGAUUGAAGUUGUUAGAUUCUGUAAGAACUCUUGUUGUAUGCUGAGUGGUAAAAACAGCUUGGCGUUGUGGCGCAGUCUUCGGACAAAAAGUGGCUUUUUGUGGCUUCAUUAUAGAGCUGACUUGAAAAGCUGCCGAUCUUGCAUCUUUGCUUUCUUUCAAUAUUUCAAUCAAAUUCUCCCAAAUAAAUAUUUAUCUAUAGGUUGCUCGUCUAAUAAUUUUUUAAAUUUUAAAUUUAAUGAAGAACUGAGCAAAAAUCUUCUGUGCAAGGACAUCUUAUAAAACACUUCUAUAUUGAAGUUUAUGGAAUUGGCAAUUGUUUCGAUAUUCCUUUUUUUUUUUUUUUUUUUUUUUUUUUUUAAUCCUAAUUCGACCUCUUUAUAAAGGGACAUAAUACUUGCAGCUAAAAUUGUUUGCAUAGUUUGCAAGUAUUUAUCUUCCCUAAUUUUAUUUUUAUCUUUUAUGGCAGAUAAAAACUCAGAAUUUAACUGAGGUGGGCAAAGUCUUUCGCAGUUUGUAGCAGGUAAGAAUUUUUCUGUAAGUUUACCCACAAUACUUUUGUCUAAGCCUUUGGAAAGAGAAUAGUUUAGCCUUUUUGCUACAUCUGGCAACAUUUCAGAAGCAUUAAGGUUAGUUUUUAAUGGGUCUUCCCCAAUUAAGUUAAUCAUAUUUAGAGAAAUAGAUUAUUUCUGUGUAAGUACCUCUCCAAUGAAAAAUUCUUCUCUUUGUUGUUGGGACUCCUCAAUAAGUACUGCUGGUUGUAAAACCAAAAUCCUCAAUUAUGCUCAAAUUGCAUUGGAUCUCAUUGUCUGUAUUAUUUAGUGAAACUGACGGGCUAUGCACUUCCACAAUGGUUUCUGUAAUAUUAUUUUGAAUAUUUUGACAAAACCAAACAAAAAUUUAGUGUAAGUAAACUUGCUACGCUUGAAAAGUGAAAUCAAGGUAAAAUGUACAAAAAAAUAUUUAAAUAAAUAUUAUGUAUUGUAUUUUAAAUUUCUGGGCUACUAUAAAAUAGAGCCUAAGAAAUAGGAGCAUCUCAAAUAAAUCAUAAAGAUUUUGUGGGCUAUUAAAACAUACCCGCUCCCCUAGUAUUAUUGUUUGAAGACAAGCCAAACACAAAUUUUGUGUAAGUAACUUGCUAUUCUUGUGAUGUAAAUUCGAAGUAAAAUAUGUAAAAUUAGUUAAAUAAAAAUAUAUUCCAUUCUAUACUUCUGGGCUAAUAUAAAGUGCCUCUGAGAAAUAGAAGCAGGUCACAUAAUCAUAAAGAUUUUCUGGGCAACUUAAAAGUACCCUCUGAUUUAUUGUUAUAUCCUUAAUUAUUUAGUCUGUAUUACUUUGGACUACCUCAAGGCACCCUUAUUGAGACAAACAAUAUAAUUUUUCUUUGCAAAAUGUGACGUUUUUGCAUGUCAUUUAUGUUAACCCAUUUUCUACGAAAUAAACAUUAAUAGGAAAACCAGUGCAGUCCGGCAACAUAGUGCCUGUUUUUUAUUCGAACAGGAAGAUGGAGAAAAAACAGGCACUAUGGCAACAGAAAAAUAUAUUGAUAACAACAAAAUAAAAGUCUCCAUGUUUGAAGUUGAUUAAAAUUGUCACUUGUAAAUAAUUAAUAAAUAUAGCUAUUUAUUCACGCUAAAUUUAAUUUAACUACCAUAAGAAAAUCAAAAAAAAUAUCAUAUAAAUACCUGAGUCCUUUUCAUCCAUUUUCUCUCUCAACUUUAGCAAUUUCUGUUGCAACUCUUCAUAUUUCCGCCGCUUUCGGGAUAAACAAUCACUCUUUGAUGACCUUUUUUGGCAUUUUAAACGCUUUUUAACAAUUUUUAUAAAAUUAUUUCGAACACGCGUGUGAUCAGCCGCGCACAGAAAAAGAAAACAGUGAUGUGCCCACGUCACGUGUCAAGAAGCCUAAUAUCUUCUUUUUUCUUAUUCUUCUUCUUUAAACUGUGAUCAGCGGCAGAAAAUGCCACUACAAUUAGUACAAAUGUUCGAAAUGUAAUUUGAAGGACAAUUGAGUGAGCUAUUGACAAUUACAACUUGUAAUAUCACGCAAAAACUACCUUUACCAACCUUUUCAAUGCCAACUGUUUUUGUGACUGAGAAUUUUAAAAGGAUUUAAUAUCAAUAGCCUUAUAUAUCUUGUAAAAGCCUAUAAAAUUAUUUUUUUAAAAACUUUCUAAGACAAAAAAUGGACAAGUUAGGGUUAAAAAAUCAUUUUAUUUUUUUGAAGAAAAAAAAGGAGAAAUCCAAUUGGAAGCAUAAUAAUGCAAGUUAGCGGUAUUUUUAGUCAUUUGCCUUAAUUAUUCUUCUUUAUUUAUGUAUUGUUAAUAGAUUCUAACAGUUUGACUGGCUUAGAAUAAUUAGUUUUUUAAAAACUGAAGUUUAAAGCGAUAACGAAUGUUUGUGCAAUUUGGUAAAAACUGCCAUUGUUUUCAGAAUAGAACGAUUAGCAUCAGAGAUACGAAAAAAUGUUUAAAUAUAAAAUUGUAGAUAGGUUAUUUAAUUCUCAAGAACUUGGUUUAAUAAAAUUUGUUCUACGGCAAAAAUUGAGUGAAUCGUAAAUGAGUAUACCGUCGAAAACCAUUGAUUUUUUAGAUAUAAAACAAACACUUUCGACAUCAAAUAAAUCAAAAACUACUAACUUUAUCGCAAAAAUGUAUAGAACAUUUUUUGCUUAGAAUGAAUAUUUUUAUUAACUUUUGCGGUCAAAAUAUAAUAAAAAAAUGUCCACCUCCGAGAUGUGGUGACAACCACCCCCAUGGUAAAAGCGCGUGUCGGCAUCAUAUAGAUUUUGAUCCAUGGACCAUCCACUACUUAAUCUCAAAUUUUCAAGCAAAUUGAUCCAUUCUGUAAAAAUUUCGAGGUGAAAUGCUUUGGUUCCUGGACUAGUAUUCUAUAAUUUUUUUCGUAUCUCCAAUAUUUUCGGAGAUAUUUUGAAGAAAAAGUAAAAAAUAUGAAAUUACAAAAAAUCAAUUUAUUUUUAAUCUCCAAUUUUUCUAAAAUUAUGCCUUUUAAAUAGAUCAAACUUUUUGGGUGUAUUGAUAAUACAUAUAAAAAAAUUACAAAAGGGUGAAAAUAAAUUUUAAUUAGGAGGAUAGUUAGCGGGUUGUUUUCACUGAUUAUUUUGUACAAAAGUAGGUAUCUAGCGACGUUAUUUUUAUCAUAAGUCGCCUAAUUUUUAUGGUAGAAAAUUUUUUCUUUUUAUUAAUCUACUAAUAAUUAUAUACUUGAAAAAAGAUUAUGUAAGUUUACCUCGCAAAAUGCAGUUUUCCCAUUAUUUCGCUUCGAAUAAUUCAAAUUAUGCAUGUGAUGAAAAAAGCUAACCUUUAGGCAGGCGGCACAUCAAAGAAACAUGAAACGUAAAUUACGUUUCAUGGAAAUAAAACACUGCUAAACAAAUAUACGUCCGGCCAUUUAUGAAACUCUCCGAAAAGAAAAAUGUGUCAUGAGCAUGAAUCACACUUGUUUCAUUGGUAGACGGACUUCAAGAUUUGUUUAGCCGUGUUUAAUUUUCAUCAAACGUGUUUUACGUUUCAUGUUUCAUGUUUUUCGUUUCAUGUUUCGUUGGUGUACGGCUUGCCUUAACAUACCUUCUCUCGGUUCGUGUUAGUUGGAGAAAAAUUAAAGAAAAAAGGAUUUUUUUAUCUUUGUAAAAAAUACAAUUUUUAUAAUUACAGUUUUUUUGAUUAUCUGCAUCUUUUUUGAGUUAUUCUCAAAAAACCCUCUAAAAAAAGUCGAUUUUUUCGUCGAAAACCAUUAACUUUCAAGCGCAAAUAACUUAAAAUAUUAGUUUUACGACGAAAACUUAAAGAGCAUUUUUUUCUUAGAAUUAUGUUUUACAUCGAUUUCCAUGGUUAAAAUGUAGAGAAAAAUUCUCACGCCCGAGAUGGGGUGGCAACCACCCUCAAGGUUUUCGCGUAUAGUGGUAUGAUAUAGAAAAUUAUUCUUGGUUAUAUUCCUUACCAUCUGCGAAAAUUUCAAGUAAAUCCAUGCUGGACGAAAAAAAUGGCGAGCCAAAAUGGUUCAUUUCCUGGCCUAUAAUUGGUUGUGUUACUUAGCAUCUUAUACAAUAUGGCCUGUGUAGCGAAACCACAAAGUGUUAUUAACGCUUCUGCCAGUUUUUUCAAACUUCAACUUAUCAAUAAUUUAGAAAGCUAGUGUAAGACUAAUAAUGACAUUGCAUCAGAAACAAUACUCGAUAAAGUCAGAACACAAGCAUUGAUUUUAGCAUGUUUAUUAAAAGCAUUUGAAAAAUUCAAUUUAUUUUGUAUAUCUAAUAACCCCUUAAGGUACGCGCUCGACUCUUACACGAGCGUGCCAUACUGGCAAUUUUGUACACGCUCGACCCUGACACGAGCAACCAUUAAAUUUUAAUCUUUCCGCAAAAAAUAAAAUCGGCAAUUUCGGAUAAAAAUCGGCAAUUUUAAGCACUCGAGUGUACUUCGGUAAGAUUAUUUCAUGAAUAAAACUGUAUUUAUAAAAAUAAUUUUUACUAACAUUUUAUUGAUACCUUCGUCUGAAUAUUUCCUUGCUGGGCAACAAGCUUUCGAAAAAUUGUCGGAUUAUUGUCACUUUAUUCUCACUGUCUUGUGAUAUUAAUAUUGAUAAUGUAUUUAUUAUAUUGAAUAUUAUAAUAUUAAAAUUUUAAAAAUAAUCAGAUUUUAUACUUGAAUUUUAUACAAUAACCACGGUAUACUUUAUAGGAAUAAAUGUAAUUAAAACCAUUGAAGUAACCUUAAUGUUUAUUUAUUAUAUUUUUAAAAUUUCAAAUAAUAUUAUGUACUGUACUAAUAAAACAUAUUAAAUUUUAUAA